This is a messenger RNA of Stylonychia lemnae, 189 nucleotides long. NCBI's taxonomy places the organism in Eukaryota, Ciliophora, Spirotrichea, Sporadotrichida, Oxytrichidae. The record is from the annotation of a GenBank genome assembly.
AUGCGUAAGUUCGCAAGAAGCAUUGGCUCUGAGGGCAAAGUCAGAGAAAACCGGGAGGCCAGUGUCCUGUCUCGUGCGGCCGUCACUCAGUUGUUGUUUUGGCACUCGCUGCCUAAGCACGCUGUUGGUGGUCGUUUCGGCGAUUGUGAAGGCUACCUUCCAGAGAUGCGUCUUCGGGCGUGUUUGUGA